Molecule: messenger RNA, 2421 nt
Organism: Maylandia zebra (zebra mbuna)
Lineage: Eukaryota; Metazoa; Chordata; Actinopteri; Cichliformes; Cichlidae
Gene: atxn7l2a
Product: ataxin 7-like 2a
Source: RefSeq, a predicted model, not a curated record
UGGGUGUCCCCAGCACGCGCACGCAGGAAGUUCCUUUCCUGUCGAGAACGCGAGAUGACGUAAGCUGCUUGCCGCGCAGUGAUGAUGGCGGUUCGUGAACGCGCAGUAAAAGUAAUGGCUGCUCUGGAUCGGCGGGUUCCUAGCCUCGAUGAUUUCGUGGGUCAAAGCUGGACUGCCUGGGCCGAUUGGGCGGGCAUGACGCCGGCGGAUGGGCCUGAUGUGGAUGACUGCAAUAAGAAUGGCAAAAAGGCUGCAGAGGCAAUGUCACUCAGUAAAGAGGACAUGUCCAUCUUUGGCCUCUACCCUGGCCAUGACGACUUCUACCUGGUGGUUUGCAGCCAUUGCGGGCAGGUCGUGAAGCCACAGGCCUUUGAAAAGCACUGCGAGCGGAGACACGGGCCUGUGGCCAAGCUGUACGCCCGCUUACGCUCUCCCACCCCGGCACCGCAACCCCAACAGAGAAGCCAUCACGGCCCCUCUCCUCCUCAUGGGACCAACGCUGCUUCGUGGGAGGGUCGAAACCAGGGAGUCGGGCAGCUCCGGGCGGCUCCACCUUCACCCGUCACACCACCACAGUACAGAUACUCGAAAACUUCCAAGGACGGAGUGCGACACUCCCCACUGGAGAAGUCCCACAGCAGUCACUUUGACUCUUCGGUAUUCAAGCAGCCACCACCUCUCGAGCCUCCCAUGAGCUCCCCACCUCCGUCUCUCAGAGAUCCCCCUUGGCCACACGGAGCUACUCCGCCUGGUAGAUCUUCACCCAGUGACAGGCACCCCACAGUGAGAAAGGAUUCCACUCAAACCUCCGCUGCCACACGCCACCGCAUCCCCAGACCCUACAACAAAGUGGCUUCCAAGAGGAAGUGCGACUUGGACAAACACUGCGGCGUCCUUGACCCCGACAGGAAGAAAGUGUGCACCCGCCUCCUGACAUGCAAUAUUCACUCCAUCCACCAGAGGAGGAAGGUGGUGGGCCGCAGCAAGAACUUUGACCAGCUAGUGGCAGAACUCAAGACCAGGGUUCGAGAGAAAGGGAGCCCAGCCCUGGAGGGAGGCUCCUCGACGGGACAGUCCCUCAGCCCAGAGGCCCCCAGGGAGCAAGCUGGUACUCCACACUGCAGGAGACCUUUGGUCACCCUCCCUGCCUUCAGUUGGCCUACGGCUGUGGUAGAGAGUGCCCCAGAGGAGGAGAGCCAGCGGUCGGAUGAGGGUAAUCCCAGAGUCCCCUCGCCUCUGGUCCACGGACGAAUCUCGAGCGAUGAAAGCGAGGCCGAAGGAAACGACGAGCGAGCUGAGUUUCCAUCUUCGGCUGCGCAUCCCAGACCAGCGGCGGUGUGCUCGUUCGGAAGCCGUGUGUUGGGUCAGGGCAUCUACACGUUUGACAGGAGACUACACCACCUGAGGUCUGCCUUCAGCAGCAUGCUGGAACAGCACAUCAGCGCCCAUCUUUGGAAGAAAAUACCUCAAGCUGCAGACCUUCAGUCUCCUCCUCCUCCAGCCAAGACCAUCACAUCCGUGUCUCCCACCAUCAUGUCCUCCUCUUCAUCACAUUCUAAGGUUCGCACAGGAAGUCAUAUUAGCUCCUCCCUCAAAACGGCGUCAUCCUCAUCAUCUUCCAGUCGAGGGCCGGGGAGGCCCCCAUCCACGCAGUUGGAGAACUACGGGAGCAAUAGCAGCAGCAGCAUCGCCGGUAGUCACGGGCGACCCAAGAAUCCAGUCGGACGUCCCAGCAAGCAAAUGCUGAAGCUGCGAGAGCAAGUCGCUACAGCCGCUGUUCUCCGCAAGCGCAAAGUCCCAUCCCAGGAAGGAGAGCACUCGGGUCCCGACAGGAACUGCAUCGUCCUCCAGGACAGGGGCCGCCCGCCUUCCAACACGUCGUCUUUAUCUUCCAAAGCGCACGCACAGACCAAUGGCACGCUCUCCCCAGCAGCAAACCCCACCCCCAGCUUCCCCACAGACGCCCAGUCGCCGAGCACAAAGGCUAUUUGGACUUACAGACGGACACACCCUCCUCUGGGGGACCCUUCUCCCACCGCCAAUUCCCACAGCCGUGCUUGCGUGGGAGACUCAGGGCUGCACGGGCAGGGCAGCGGGAGGGUCUUUGAGCACCAGAUGGGAACGGUGAAGAAACGCAAAGCUGGUCGUACGGAGGAUAACGCUCCCUCCUCUAAGCCUUCAGCCCACUGCCUGACUUCCUCCUCUUCUUCCAGCUCUGCCACUUCGUCUCCACGCUCAAACUUCUACCCCUGGAAAGACAAUAAAAGCGGGACGCUUUCUGGGGGUGUGGAGAAGAAACUGGGCACACAGAAGCCAAAACUGCACCAUUAAGUGUGCCUGCCUUACAAGCCACGAUGAGGGAGCCAGCUCUGCUCAGUCCAGGACUGAGCCAACAGGACUGUGUGUGUCUGUGUGUGCCUU